This is a messenger RNA of Puntigrus tetrazona (Sumatra barb), 1716 nucleotides long. RefSeq names its product nudix (nucleoside diphosphate linked moiety X)-type motif 15 (gene nudt15). The record is from RefSeq and is a predicted model, not a curated record. Bases 293 to 760 code for a protein of 155 amino acids. The transcript is spliced from 4 exons. Lineage: Eukaryota; Metazoa; Chordata; Actinopteri; Cypriniformes; Cyprinidae. Gene Ontology annotation, biological process: dGTP catabolic process. Gene Ontology annotation, cellular component: cytosol. Gene Ontology annotation, molecular function: 8-oxo-7,8-dihydrodeoxyguanosine triphosphate pyrophosphatase activity.
AUUAUUAGUGAAAGGGGUUUUGAUUCAUUCCAGCGAUUCGAAUCUUUUCGAUCCGCUCACCAAGAAGAUUCCUUCAGUGACUCUUUUCAUACUUCCGCCAGUAGAUGGCAGCAAGGGAGCGAUUUUUAGUGCGUCGUGACAAGUUAUUGAAUCAUGUACUUCUCGUUCAAAAAUGGAGAGUGUUUAAGCUAUCAGUCACAGUAAAGCAGCUCUGUUAAUAUUUUCAACAGCUUGUCAAGUUCUAGUUAUGACAAAAACUUGACUUUAAGCUCGGCAGCCAAGUUUAAAUGCAAUGUCAGAGGCUGCUCAAAAUGGAAGACCCAUCCUCAAACGUCCUGGAGUGGGCUUUGGGGUUCUUGUGACAGACUCCUUCAAUCCAGGAUGUGUCCUGCUAGGAAAAAGAAAAACCAGAGUUGGGAAAGGCACCUACCAGUUACCAGGAGGCCACAUCGAAUUUGGAGAAACUUGGGAGGAAUGUGCCCAGAGAGAGGUGAUGGAGGAAGCUGGCGUCCGACUGAAGAACCUUCGCUUUGCGUCAGUUGUAAACUCUAUCAGACUGGAGGAAAAUUACCAUUACGUCACAAUCUUCAUGCAGGGAGAACUGGACAGGUCUUACUCUGUUGAACCAGUUAAUUUGGAGCCAGAGAAGAAUGAAGGUUGGACAUGGAAGCGGUGGGAAGACUUUCCCCCUGAAGAGCAGCUAUUUCUACCAUUAGCCAACCUCAGACAGCAGGACUUCCAGCCAUUCAGAAAGAGUUAAAAGGAUUUUCUGUAAUUAAGAAAUCAUCUUAUCACUCCCUGACUUAACCUUAUUCAGGUUCAGGUGAACUGAACUCACCUCAGGCUCUUUCUCACUCAUUUUAAAGGGAGCAUUGACCUAGCAAAAGGACACACGCCCUGACCUUAAGCUGUGAGACUGACAUACUGUACUUUCAGAUCGACUCUUAUGGAUAUUUACUAAAUGUUGCUCUAUAGCCUAAUGAUUUUAUUGAACAUGUAUGUGUACUAAAUUAUAUAUAAGGCUAUUAAGCUGUUAGGUCUUAUCAUAUAUUUAUUUAUACACACUGGUAUAUUAAGUAUACAGCAUGUUAUGGGUGAUAUUUUGUUAAAAUGUUAAAAUCAAACACCUUAAGGUAUCCCAAAAGCAAUAAAUUGUAUUUUAUUGUAAAGUGUUACCAAUAUUUCAUCAUUCAUCACCUUCCUCAUGCAAACAGACAACACCCUUUGCAUUUGUAAUACUACUGCAAGGAUUUCAUAACAUAUUUUUUUUUCCAAAUAAACCUUACCUGCGCUCCAAUAAACAUUACCUGUUUUGUUUUGUUUUUUAAGCCACGCCCCAUCAGUGAACUUAUUAUAUUAAAUUAUUUUAUAUUAUAUUAUUUUAUAUUAUACGCUGUGGGUUCGUACAAUUUAUUUAUUAUAUUGAAAUAUAUCUCGUGUUAAAAUAAAACCAACGACGUUAUGUGUAUUGGUGGAAACAGCGCCCCCUGUCCGUUCGUCGAUGAACAUACAGUCUGAAUCCGGUCGGCUCGAGCUAAAUGCGCCACAGCAACUUGUGAAGCAGUGCAGAGAGGUCGUCGGAUUCGCUAAGCUUUCGCUGUAGUUCGGCGAAGAGAAAAAAAAAACCUUUGACAAAAACAAAUUUCAGUUGUACGACAUGGUGAAACUUGCUUUCAACUCCGCUCUCGGACAGAAGGAUUUAAAAAAGGAGGAGAA